Molecule: messenger RNA, 1137 nt
Organism: Theobroma cacao (cacao)
Lineage: Eukaryota; Viridiplantae; Streptophyta; Magnoliopsida; Malvales; Malvaceae
Gene: NUDT16
Product: nudix hydrolase homolog 16
Cellular component (GO): cytoplasm; nucleus
Molecular function (GO): pyrophosphatase activity
Source: RefSeq, a predicted model, not a curated record
UUCUUUCUUCUUUCCCAAACUGAACAUUUUUCUCUUUAUUCAUUGCAACCCAAAAUAAAAACACUCAACCCUAACAAAAAGGUCAAAAUUAAAAUUAAAAAAAAAGACGAGAAAAUCACAGCCAUUGGAUGAUGUUUCGUGGCAUUGAUCAUCACCGUCAAAGCCUGUACCAGCAGCGAUGGAUGAACCAUAAUCCGGUACAAGCAAGAGCAUUGUUGUAGACCCAAAAAAACUACCAAGGAGGCCUCUGAAUGAGAAAGAUGAUCGCUUUUGUUAAAUUUGGAGAAUUUGAGCUUUGAAAAGUAAAAAUAAAAAGAAAAAUUUUUUUUUUGAGAAUUUUGAAUAACAUUAUGUCGGAUUUGGUGGCCCGUACAGGUCGGCUUCAGCAAAGGUACGAGGCCGGUUGUCGCCUUGUCGCUGGGUGUAUUCCAUUUAGAUAUAGAAGCUCAGAUGAGACAGAUGUAAAUUCUGAAAAGGUAGUUGAGGUACUGAUGAUUAACUCAACUAGUGGACCAGGUCUUUUGUUUCCAAAGGGAGGCUGGGAGAAUGAUGAAACAGUUGAGGAGGCUGCAGUGAGGGAAGCUAUUGAAGAAGCUGGAGUCAAGGGGGAUUUAAUGGAUUUCAUUGGAUAUUAUCAUUUUAAGAGCAAAACCCAUCAAGAUGAAUUCAGCCCAGAAGGUUUAUGUAGAGCUGCAAUGUUUGCUUUGUUUGUCAAGGAGGAGUUAGAUUCGUGGCCAGAGCAGAGCACCCGCACAAGAAGUUGGCUAACCAUACCGGAAGCAGUUCAGAGUUGCAGGCAUGCAUGGAUGAAAGAGGCCUUAGAGGAUGGCUUCUGUGUGUGGCUUGCACAAAGAGAUUGAGUGCAGGGUUCCCCAAUCAAAAUUAACUUAAUGAGUGUGCAUGAAGCAAAAGUUAGCAAUGCAGACUCACUAGCAAAUCAUGUGCCUGCUUUGUGUCUGGCCCUUUUGCCUUUUUUCCUUUUUUUUUUUUUUAAAGUAGUAGACAUUGGUGCUUGUGAUUACAUAGUUACUGUUUCUUAUUUCAUUGGGUUUGUUUAUGGGUGUUAUGUUGCUGACCUCUGAUGCAUUUUAAUUCAGAGGGUAGUCCAAAUUGUCAUUAUGCAAUCUGUUUUGCUAA